UUGUUAAACGGAAUUUUGUCAUGUUUGAAGGAUUACUUACUGAAUGCAACAAGGCAUUUAGACUCAAAAAACGCACCGGAGUUGAGCUGUUGGAAACCCGCUCGCUAACAUGCUAUAGCUUGCUAGCUACAAUGUCGCGGUGACAGGGAGCGUGCGUUUUGCAUGCCUAGUUUUUUCUAGUUCUAGUGCAUGUUUAUUAUUGACGUUUCUAAGGAUAAAUGUUUUCCUUAGCCGUAAAAACUUUGUUUUAUUGUCCCUUCGGUUGAAAAUUUUUUUUUUUUCGUGAUAAAGGACAAAUAUGUUUCAGGAUCAUCAUUUUAACAGGAAAGCGAGAAGCAGAGCGUUCUGUCAACUGGUCUGUGGAGGAGACCCAGGCGCUGCUGUGCGCUUGGAGCGAUGAAAGGGUCCAAAAGUCUCUCUCCGAGAACCUGCGGAACAAGCAUGUGUUCAAGCACCUCUCUGCCCGAAUGAGCUCCCUGGGUUUCUCGCGCAGCCCUCACCAGUGUCGGCUGCGCGUGAAGACGCUGAAAGCCAACUAUGUGCGAGCCAAGCUCCUGAGGAGCGUGGACGGAGGGCAGCCGUGCACGUUCAGGUAUUACGCGGAGAUGGACGCGGUUCUGGGAAGAACGCGGUCCACUGAGCACGGUAUCCACGUAAUCUCCGAAGUGAAAUCGGAGGACGACCGCGAGGCAUCCACGGACGAGUUCGAGUUUAGCAACCCCGGCUUCUCACAGUCCCUGCCCGUUGAAGGCCCUGCUGUUUUUAUGGAACCACAUAUUGCUUCAAUACCUACAACCAUGUCCGUGGAAGAGGACCUGAGCUCCAAAACUCCAACACCACCCCUUCCACCACCACCGCCGCCACCGCACCCCCUGUCCCCACCCACGGCAGACCCCGGCAGGCCCCAGCCCCUGGAGCCGGCGAUCCGGUACCUGGCCGACUGCUUCCAGCGGAUGCUGUGGGAGUGGCGGCGGCUGGUGGAGCAGCUGGAGGGCCAGCGGCACGAGCAGGCGCGCUGGCAGCAGGAGCUCCUGGGCAGGUGGCUGGAGCAGCAGGACCGGCGGCAGCAGGAGGCCGCCGAGCGGGAGGCCCGGCGGGAGAGGGCGCGCAUGGACCACGAGCUCCGCGUCCUGCAGCUGCUCACCGGCCUGCAGCGCCCCCCGCCCUGCCAGUGUGCCCAGCGCACAUCCGCCCCCCAGCACAGACUGCCCCCCCACGACCGCGGCGCGCAGGAGAGGACAGACCAGGGGGCAGAGUGAAGCCUCUACUCCUGAACACACCUGUACUGCCCACAGGAUCCAGGCUCUCCAACAUGUAUAGCAUAUUUAACUCUUUUUUUUUUUUGGUAUUUAAAUUCUUAUUUUCUUUUUCUACAAGAUGCUCAGUUGUGCUCUAUAAACUUUUGUCAGAGGUCUGAAAUGAGUAACUUUGCAACCAGAUGUAAUCUUAUUGGUCAAGCCUUUUGAGAUUUAAACUUUAGUUACACAAAUUGUAAAUCUAAGAAGUGCUUAGAUUAAUUAACUAAAAUAAAUUAAAUUAAAAUAAACAAAAAAAUCAUCAUGGUUUUAAGCACCCUGUAUGAUGGUUCUUGUCUUGCCCCCUACAUUUAAAAUCAUUUACAAUAAUUGUCUUUACAGAUACUCUAUUUAGUGUUGUACAUAAAAGACAGUGUGUUGCCAGACAUGAUAAAACAAGACAAUCGUUUCAGGAAAUCUCAACAGUCAAGAAUAUUGUAAUGUAAAUAAAUGUACAGCACAUAUAGCCUUGUUUUAUAAAAUUUCGAUUUUUGUACCAAUAAAAAUGUUUGGUAUCAUUUGA
Molecule: messenger RNA, 1818 nt
Organism: Anguilla rostrata (American eel)
Lineage: Eukaryota; Metazoa; Chordata; Actinopteri; Anguilliformes; Anguillidae
Exons: 3
Coding region: 468-1259 (263 amino acids)
Source: RefSeq, a predicted model, not a curated record